CCUUUGGCGUUGGUCUAGUCACUGACCUCACACGCCGCACCAGGAGAAAUGUCAACGGCCAGCUUCCGCUUCCGCCGCCGCCUCCCCCGCCCGCCGCGGCCGGCGCUGGAGGACGAUGACCUGCUCUCCGAGAUCCUCCUCCGCCUCCCCUCGCAGCCGUCCUCCCUCCCGCGCGCCUCCCUCGUCUGCAGGCGCUGGCACAGCCUCGUCUCCGACCCCGCCUUCCGCCGCCGCUUCCGCGUCCACCACCACCGCGGCCCUCCCCUCCUCGGCUUCUUCGACGACCACCACAGGAACAUCUUCCAGCCGGCGCUGGGCGCCCCCGACCGCCUCCCCCGCGGCCUCUUCUCCCUGGAGCUCGACGGCAGCUACACGACCCUCGGAUGCCGCCACGGCCUCGCGCUCUUCUUCUUCCCGGUCUCUCUCCAGGUCCUCGUCUGGGACCCCGUCGCCGGCGACCAGCACCGCCUGCCCGUCCCCGCAGAGUUCCGCCUGGACCUGGUGGUGGACAGCGGGGCGGUGCUUCGCGCUGCCGCUGCAGGAGACGUCGGCGACCACUUCCAGGUCGUCCUGGUAGGCAGCGACCCCAAGCAACCCAGAAGAGUGCUCGCCUGCGUCUACUCGUCGGAGACCGGCGCAUGGGGCGAUUUCAUCUUGGCGCCGAUUUCAUCCGAGACUUUCUUUUUUACAGGCAAGCCUGCAGUGCUGGCCGGGGAUUGCCUUCACUGGUCGGUUGCCGCCCCAGGUUCAGGUUCAAGAAGUAUCCUCAAGUUUGAUUUGGAUAGGCAGAGCCUAGCCAUGGAAUUGCUGCCAGGGGACAUGUAUACCCCGGGCAGUCCCGCGUUCACGGUCACCCGAGGAGAGGGUGGUCGGAUGGGUUUCCUUUUCUUGUCAGGCUUUACCGCCCAACUAUGGAGUACGGUGACCGAUUGCGAUCGUGCCGAAAUAUGGGAGCCGGGAAGAAUUAUCAAACUGGACAAGUUACUUCGACUACAUUCAAAGAAAGAUCCCCCGCACAUGAUAGGGUAUGCGGAGGAUAACAAUGUGGUGUUCCUCUGGACAGUUGUUGGUGUCUUCAUGGUCCAUCUUGAGUCAUUGCAGUUCAAGAGGAUCUCCAAGGCCACCAUCGGAUCUCACUAUCAUUCAUUCGAAACUGUCUAUACUCCAGGCACUAGUGGUGGAAAAAGGCAAGCAGAAGUUCUCAGGCAUUCGUGGUGGACGCGAUGUAGACAAUACAUAAGACAGUUACUCUCUUAGAUAUGCUGUUGUGAUGUAUUGCUUGAGAAGGUCAGCGGUAUGAGGCUUGGAGUGUGCUGCUAGAGGGUUUGACUGAUAACCACUUUGUAGUUAUGAAAACUCAGUUGUGGAUGUUCUCACCAUGCAUCCCCGUUGUGUUAGUAUAUAUAAUAUGGGUGUUACACAUAUUUUGAUGUACCUGUGAGAGUAGUAUAGAUGUAUGUAACACAAACAUGUUGUGUUCUUAUAUACGCGGUGCUAAUCAGAUUUCUCAUAUGUACCAUGUAAGGUUUGGUUGAA
This is a messenger RNA of Triticum dicoccoides, 1536 nucleotides long. RefSeq lists its product as uncharacterized. Gene Ontology annotation, molecular function: protein binding. Bases 49 to 1257 code for a protein of 402 amino acids. The record is from RefSeq and is a predicted model, not a curated record. The transcript is spliced from 3 exons. NCBI's taxonomy places the organism in Eukaryota, Viridiplantae, Streptophyta, Magnoliopsida, Poales, Poaceae.